This is a messenger RNA of Hydractinia symbiolongicarpus, 1057 nucleotides long. RefSeq lists its product as uncharacterized. The record is from RefSeq and is a predicted model, not a curated record. The transcript has a single exon. Bases 478 to 1029 code for a protein of 183 amino acids. Gene Ontology annotation, molecular function: hydrolase activity, acting on acid anhydrides, in phosphorus-containing anhydrides; zinc ion binding; nucleic acid binding. Lineage: Eukaryota; Metazoa; Cnidaria; Hydrozoa; Anthoathecata; Hydractiniidae.
AGGGACAACUGCAAAUUAGACUAUUUCUCCUAAAUAAGCUAGUAGCUAAAUUAGGAGAUUUUUAAUAGCUUAACUUAGAGAGAAUAGUCUAUUUAGGAGAUGGAAAUUUUUAAUCGACGAUAUCUUCGCAAUCUUUGUUGGUCGCGCGAUUAUUUUUACUGUACUACUUGCUGACUUAGUCAUCUUUGCUUAGGUGAAAUUUCAUAGAAUUUGCAUGGCGGAUAUAAAAGUUAUACAUGAAAGCGUGCCCACCAACUAAACUCGUUUCCAAUCGACUAGAAAUUAUAUCUCUGUGACUAGAACAAGGUCCGGGGCGAGAUUGUCCAAAUAGCUUAUUUAGUCUAUGAUAGCGUAAUUAGGACAUCAUAGCCUAACUAGUAUAUUAUUUUCCCGCAAAAAAACUGAAGGUUUCGCGCCACAAGUUUCCUUUUUCAUUAUUAUUGAACUUAUUAGAAAGUAACAUACACGUCUUAAAAAAUGGCUAGUUUAGACAAUGCUGAACGAAAGUUGUAUGCUGAUAGAUACUGUGAGUAUCGUACUCGCCAAGUUUGGCACAGUGAGCACGAACGUGAGUUUUUUAUUGCGUUUUGUGUGAUAAAUGGUUAUCAUCAUUUUCAAGUUAGACCUUUAAUUGGUAUGGAAAUGCCAAUGACACUAGUUCGGGAGCCAGAAAAUGUAUAUGACAGCAAUGCAAUUAAAGUAGUUAUCCCGUCCAUACAUGAACUGAAUCACGAACUUUUGGAUAUCGUCGUUAGAGAACGCACAGGGGAAACUGUUAGGCGCAUAGCUGGGCGUACUGUUGGCCGAGUUCCAAAAGUUAUUGCUGGGAUACUUUCACCAGCUAUUGACAGUGGAAAAAUUCGUCAGGCUACAGCGUUUUAUACAGGUGGCAUGUUACACGGGGACCAUCCAACAUUAGGAAAAGGACCUAAGUUAGAGUGCAUGUAUUGUUUUGAAACAGACAGUUGUGACACUGUAACUAACGUAAUUUCUGAAAUAGGAAGAGUGACACAAGUAACAACACUGUAAUUAUUGAGUUUUAUUGAAUUUUAUUAGG